Limulus polyphemus (Atlantic horseshoe crab) is the source of this 2216-nucleotide messenger RNA. RefSeq names its product PR domain zinc finger protein 1-like. NCBI's taxonomy places the organism in Eukaryota, Metazoa, Arthropoda, Merostomata, Xiphosura, Limulidae. Gene Ontology annotation, cellular component: nucleus; cytoplasm. The record is from RefSeq and is a predicted model, not a curated record. The coding region runs from base 1 to 2079 and encodes 692 amino acids. Gene Ontology annotation, molecular function: DNA-binding transcription repressor activity, RNA polymerase II-specific; RNA polymerase II cis-regulatory region sequence-specific DNA binding; histone deacetylase binding. Gene Ontology annotation, biological process: regulation of transcription by RNA polymerase II; cell fate commitment. The transcript is spliced from 3 exons.
AUGGGUAUGGUAUACAGUGAUUCGGACAAUUUCUUUUAUAUUGAUGGCUUUGACACCAGUAAGGCGAAUUGGAUGAGAUAUGUCAAUCCAGCAUACUCCACUGAGAGCCAAAAUCUUGUAGCCUGCCAAGUGAGGCAGCAUAUCUACUUUUACACAAUCAAGCCCGUUUUGCCCAAUGAGGAGCUCCUGGUCUGGUACUGCAGAGAGUUCGCUGAAAGGCUUAACUACCCUUUGACUGGAGCGUUAAUGUUGCAAAAAAUACGACAACAGUUACAACCCGUUAGUGAACAGUUCUUCGUUCCUCAGACAAAUCAUCUCACGCCGACAGAAGGAAGCACCCGGAGCGAUGAGGGUUACCAUAGUAAUGGGUGUCAGGAUGAUCCUUUCACUCCACUAGAUGGAAGCAGUGAUAGCGAUUGUGAUAAUAAUUUCGUUUUGGACUUUAGUGUGAAAACGAAAAGGAAAGAUAAGGAAAAAGAAAACUUAGCUGAGAAAAAUUAUUUUGAUAAUGAAAAGAACGAGUUCCGAAAAGUGAAAAUUAAAAUGUCAAAGACCUAUCUUUAUCGGAAUAAAUCUCCUCCUAAAGAAGUUCCUGACCCCCCACAAUCACAAUACUCAUUACCAACACCUGUCAAUCCCCAAUAUGCCACAAAUCCAAAUUUCCCUGAAGAGCACAAAGUAAGGGAAGUGUCAAGCCUCUCCACAUACGAGGGAAUAGGACAAAGAAUGUCAGGAGAAAGUCCAAAACCACCACCUUCUGGCAUUUUGGAAAAUCUCCUUCUACAAAAAUUUCCUGAGAAAGAAGCCCUUCCUCCAGAACCCUUACAGCGAGAGUACAUUUACCGAGAAUCGCUAAAAGAACCAGUAACUGUGAUUGUGUCCAGUGAGUCGAUGCUCAAGCCAUACUCAAACAAUGAUCCCAUUUACUUUCACAGGAAUAAUUACCCAGUGGUGUCUCCCAGUCAAAGCUUGGAGAUGCACAGCCCUGACUCAACAGACAAAGCUCAUCAGGCAGUCAGUUCUGUUGGUAUACAGCCAACGUAUGCAUUACAGACUCCUAACAACAUCUCACACGUGAACAACAUGAGCCAAAUGUUUUCACCAGCACAUUUUAAAAUGUAUGCUGAUUCUACAGAAAGAGUCCACUCCACGCUUCCAAGCCCUAACGGUACUGAUUACCCGAAAGUCAAUGGUUACCCUAGCUAUCAGUUAUCUUUGACUUCCCUAAUUUCAGAACAUCUGGAUCGUAAAAGUCCAUUAAAUGAAUCGCAUUCACCAUCAUCCAGAGUUUCCAAGAGCCUCAGUAAUGACUUUUCAGACAGUCAUGGAGGACGUGGUUUCCGUUCGUUACCGUAUCCAUUAAAGAAAAAGAACGGUAAAAUGCACUAUGAAUGCAAUGUGUGUUAUAAAACGUUUGGACAGUUAUCAAACUUGAAGGUUCAUCUUAGAACCCACUCUGGUGAGCGUCCAUUUGACUGCAAUAUUUGUGGCAAGACUUUUACCCAGUUGGCCCAUCUUCAGAAGCACCAUCUAGUGCACACAGGAGAGAAACCACACCAGUGUACAGUUUGUAAAAAGCGUUUUAGUAGCACGAGCAAUUUGAAGACCCACCUCAGGCUUCAUAAUGGACAGAAACCCUACACGUGUGACUUGUGUCCAGCCAAGUUCACGCAGUUUGUGCAUCUUAAGCUACAUAAGCGGCUUCAUACCAACGAAAGACCGUAUACGUGUAACACGUGUAAUAAAAAAUAUAUCAGUGCAUCAGGUCUACGAACACAUUGGAAGACUACCACAUGCCAUCCGAAUUCUGUGGAGGACUCCGAUUUUGACUUGAAUAAAAUGUCCAAUUUAGACUAUGAAAUGGUUAAUGUUGAAUCAGAAGCAGAUCUUGAUUCGUCAAAAGAACCACCUUCCAUACCCCAUUCAGUAAAUAUAUCCAUACCUGUUCCAGGUGCACCUCAUAUUUUUGAUUGCUAUAAGCAGUCAGAUCCUUUACAAGACAGACUGAGUGCAAUCAGAGAAGAUGUCGAUCCUAAAAACAUUCCUCUUGCAGAUGAUGAACUUUCUAGAACGAGAUGAUGGACUAUCACCGUGUGUAGCGUCGUGUAUAGAAUCGGCUGCUAAUUUAUUUUUUGUUCCAAAACUGUCUGUGAAAUUAUUACCGUUGGUUUCUAAGUGUUAUUUUUAUUUUACAAUCGGAGAUUUUCACUGUGCCU